Molecule: messenger RNA, 2469 nt
Organism: Heterocephalus glaber (naked mole-rat)
Lineage: Eukaryota; Metazoa; Chordata; Mammalia; Rodentia; Bathyergidae
Gene: Rnf146
Product: ring finger protein 146
Biological process (GO): ubiquitin-dependent protein catabolic process; Wnt signaling pathway
Cellular component (GO): cytoplasm; nucleus
Molecular function (GO): poly-ADP-D-ribose binding; ubiquitin protein ligase activity; zinc ion binding
Source: RefSeq, a predicted model, not a curated record
ACGGGCAUUGAAAGCAGUGUACACAGAAUUUGGAAGACUUAGAACAUUUUAAUGAAUUAAUCUGUCAGUUUCUCAAAAAGAUACGACACAUUUAGGGCACACUAAGACAAUGACCCACACAAUCUGGUUUGUGAUGGCUUUGCUGUUUUUUGGUUUUGUUUUGACUAGCAGAUAUUGUUUGAGCAGUAUCCGGAGUGUCUGGGUGCUCUAAAAACACGUGAAAAUAGGUGAAGUAAAUCAGCAAAAAUGAAUAGUGAAUUUCGCUCGGAAACAGAUUAUGGUGCUCAUCACGAGGGCAAUUUUUUUUUCAUGAUACAAAAGAAAUAGAUUAUGGAUGAGUUUGUUUUGGCCUUGGAUAUCUUUAAGUGGAGCACUUGGAUUUAGACUUUCGAUGUCAGAUGGCCCAGUCACAGAGAAUGAACCAGCAGUGGAAGAAAAAUGCUGCCAGCUAGCUGACUGCUAUUAAACAAGAUGCUUUGUCUUUGUGGGGAGCACCUGUUAGAUCUGCAACACAAAUAAGCAAUAAGGGGCCGUCUGCCCCGGGCCAGCUGGUCUUAGGAUCCUGCUAAGCCUCCCGAGGAGCACGUGCCCACCGUCUUCGACCACUACGCCGUCAGCGUCACUGUGGGGGGCAAGCAGUACCUCCUGGGACUCUGACAUGGGGGACAGGAAGACUGUGGUCAUCCGAGGCCUUUGUCCUAGCCAGUGAUCGAUGUCUCCCUCGUAUGCGUCUCCAUGGAUGGCUGGCUGUGGUGAAAUCGAUCACUCAAUAAACAUGCUUCCUACGAAUAGGAAAGCAAACGAGUCCUGUUCUAAUGCUGCACCUUCUCUGACUGUUCCUGAAUGUGCCAUUUGUCUGCAAACAUGUGUUCACCCAGUCAGUCUGCCCUGUAAGCAUGUUUUCUGCUAUCUGUGUGUAAAGGGAGCUUCAUGGCUUGGAAAACGAUGUGCCCUUUGUCGUCAAGAAAUUCCUGAGGAUUUCCUUGACAAGCCAACCUUGUUGUCGCCAGAAGAACUCAAGGCAGCAAGCAGAGGGAAUGGCGAAUACGCAUGGUAUUACGAAGGAAGAAAUGGGUGGUGGCAGUAUGAUGAGCGCACUAGUAGAGAGCUGGAAGAUGCUUUUUCCAAAGGUAAAAAGAACACUGAAAUGUUAAUUGCUGGGUUUCUGUAUGUUGCUGAUCUUGAAAAUAUGGUUCAAUAUAGGAGAAACGAACAUGGACGUCGCAGGAAGAUUAAGCGAGAUAUAAUAGAUAUACCAAAGAAGGGAGUAGCUGGACUUAGGCUGGACUGUGAUGCAAAUUCUGUAAACCUAGCAAGAGAGAGCUCUGCCGACGGCGCGGACAGCAUGUCAGCACAGAGCGGAGCAUCUGUCCAGCCUCCAGUGUCCUCUGCUGUGAGGCCCCUGACGUCAGUGGAUGGGCAGUUGACCAGCCCUGCCACACCAUCCCCUGAUGCAGGCACUUCUCUGGAAGACUCUUUCACUCAUUUGCAACUGAGUGGAGACAGCAUAAAUGAGAGGAGUCAUAGGGGAGAAGGAGAAGAAGACCAUGAAUCUCCAUCUUCAGGCAGGGCGCCAGACACCUCCAUUGAAGAAACCGAGUCAGAUGCCAGUAGUGAUAGUGAGGAUGUAUCUGCAGUUACUGCACAGCAUUCCUUGACCCAACAGAGACUACUGGUGCCCAAUGCAAACCAGACAGUAGCUGAUCGAUCAGGAACUGACCGGUCAGUAGCAGGGGGUGGAACAGUGAGCGUCAGAUCCAGAAGACCUGAUGGACAGUGCACAGUAACAGAAGUUUAAAUAGAUUCUUCAGCUCCGUGCCCAUGGUUGGAUGGUUAUCUGUAAAUUUCUGCCCACAUAACAUUAUACUUAUGCCUAGUAGUGCAUUUUGGGAGAUGGGUGGGAAUGGGUCUGGGAAGGAUAAAGCUGAAAAAUUAAAUGUCUAACAUGUCUCUAUUGAGAAAUAAUUAUUUAAUGUAAGGAACUUGGCUAAUAGUUGAGACCUGUUUAGUAAUAACCCAGGUUUCUUGACAUCUGCUUUCUUUAUAGUUUUUAAAAAAAAAUUUCUUUAGUUUUUUUGGCCAGUGUGUGUAUAUUAUCUGUGCAUUAAUGGUCCUCACCUGACUGGCAUUGUUAUUUUUCUGCAUGGAUUGGCAUAAAAGUAUUAUUAAAAUUUGGCACCUGUGAUGUUGGUAUCAUUAUGAGCAGGAAGCUUAACGUAAUGUGGAGAUAGAUGUGAAUUUGGUUUAAAAAUAGAAGAGUAACACCAAUUUUAUAGUAAAGUUAUUGAAAUGGAAAUGUAAAGAAAACAGCUAAUAACUUUUGAUUUGAGAAUCUUUGUAACACACUUCAUGGCAUUCCUUCCCAUAAGCUUUGCUGUCUAGCCCUUGUAGUCUGAGGUUUCUCGUCUGCAUUUUUCUUUUGGAUUAAAAAAUUUAUAAUUUAAUAAAUAAUAGUUUGUCAAAAAUAAA